Molecule: messenger RNA, 420 nt
Organism: Nanorana parkeri
Lineage: Eukaryota; Metazoa; Chordata; Amphibia; Anura; Dicroglossidae
Gene: LBH
Product: limb bud and heart development
Exons: 3
Coding region: 1-312 (103 amino acids)
Biological process (GO): positive regulation of DNA-templated transcription
Cellular component (GO): nucleus
Source: RefSeq, a predicted model, not a curated record
AUGUCUGUUUUCUACCCUAUUCCCUGCACUGAUUACCUUCGAUCAGCUGAAAUGACUGAGGUAAUAAUGAAUACUCAGCCCAUGGAUGAGAUUGGCCUAAGUCCCCGCAAAGAUUCCUAUCAGAUCUUCCCAGAUCCUUCAGACUUUGAGCGCUGCUGCAAACUCAAGGACAGACUCCCCUCCAUUGUGGUGGAACCCACAGAAGGAGAUGUAGAGAGUGGGGAGUUGAGAUGGCCACCAGAGGAAUUCCUGGUGGAGGAGGAGAAAGAAUCCCGCUGCGACUCGACACAGAAGGAGAACAAAGAGCAGUAACUCUGCCGCUGGAGAUAUAACAAAUACUUUGUCGUUUGGAAGAGAGACGGUCGAUCCAUGGCUCGACUAGGAAUUUGUUAGGGAAGAAUUUUCUUGACAGAUUCAAAA